Drosophila mojavensis is the source of this 5521-nucleotide messenger RNA. It is a transcript of the gene AP-1gamma, whose product is annotated as AP-1 complex subunit gamma-1. Bases 1153 to 3996 code for a protein of 947 amino acids. Lineage: Eukaryota; Metazoa; Arthropoda; Insecta; Diptera; Drosophilidae. The transcript has 15 exons. The record is from RefSeq and is a predicted model, not a curated record. Gene Ontology annotation, cellular component: AP-1 adaptor complex; Golgi apparatus; membrane coat. Gene Ontology annotation, molecular function: clathrin-cargo adaptor activity. Gene Ontology annotation, biological process: Golgi to vacuole transport; intracellular protein transport; receptor-mediated endocytosis.
UGAGCGCGUGUGAGUGUGUGCGUGCGUAUGUGUGUGUUGCUGUCAACUCGAUGCGCGCUAAUCGACGAUUCGGCUCAGCUCAUGCUUCAAGUGCGGUUUUCGCAUUAUUCCCACAACUGAAUUAAUCAUUUCAUUUUCAUCAGUAGCAGCGACCGUCAAUGGUUUUGCAUUUGUGUGAGCCUCCACCUUUUUGUCGUCUUAAUUAACACCCUACACACCUAGCCUACUUUUUUCAACUUGUGCUACGCUGCGCUUCGUUGGCUAGCACUGCCAGCUACAUAAAUACGACCGUAUGUAUGUUUGUACGAAUGUAACUGAUGCCAGUUAAAAGGCACUUCAAUGUCCAUGCAUAUGACCAAUAUGUAUGUAUGUGUACAUGCGUAUGUCAGACCGUAUACAUGUGUAAGUGAGCGUAAAGCUUUUUGUUUGCAUUGAGCGGGCGACAGAUCAUAUGCACAUGUACAUAUACAUACAUAACUACAUAUUUGUUUAAGCCACGGCAAACGCACACACAGACACACACCAUUUGUGUACGUGUAUACCAUUUCAUAACAGAAAUAAGUUGAUUACUAAUUGUGUUUGUGAACUGUGAUUUGUGUUAAUAAUGAUAAAACAAAGCAACAUCAAGGAAAUGCGAGAGUGCGAGUGAAUUGGAGUUUGAUGUACACUGUUAACACUUUUGCAGUGAGAGAGCAUCAAAUAUGUGUGUGGGAGAGUGACUGUGUGAGAGAGAGAGAGAGAGAGAGGGAGAUAUAGCGACAAGUGAAGAAAUAACUGCAAUUGAAUAGCGGCCGGCUGUCAUAGAUAUUGUUGUUGUUGCUAUUGUUGUUGUUGUUAUCGUUAUUCGUAUGCUGCGCAGCGAGUGUUGCAAACUGAUCGAAACGGCGAACGACUUAGUUCGAAUAUGAUCGCUGUUGCCACCUCGCUGCCAACGCAGCUGAAAUAACAAUAAUUCAAACAACAACACCAACAAUAACAAUUGAGUGCAAACUUAAAAGCAUAGGCCGGCAAGUAGUAGAAGAAGAAGCAGCAGCAGCAGAACAAAAUCAAGAUAAAGAACCAUCAACAACAACAACUGCAGUUUAGUCUGCGUGCCACAACCAAAGUGCUUCACAGCCGCAGAAGCAGAAGCAGCAGCCGCAACGCCUCACAAUGAAUUCCGAGCAUGGAUUCAAUCCAGCCUUCAAUAUGGCCACCAUAAGGCAGGCAUUCACAGAGGCCGUCGAAAGAGUCAGAAUGCCGACGCCCACACGACUGCGUGAUCUUAUACGACAGAUACGCGCCGCCCGCACCGCUGCCGAGGAGCGGGCCGUGGUUAACAAAGAGUGCGCCUACAUACGCAGCACAUUCCGGGAGGAGGACUCCGUCUGGCGUUGUCGCAACAUUGCCAAGCUGCUGUACAUACACAUGCUCGGCUAUCCGGCGCACUUUGGCCAACUCGAGUGCCUCAAACUGACGGCCAGCACGCGUUUCACAGAUAAACGGAUUGGCUAUCUGGGUGCUAUGCUGUUAUUGGAUGAACGUCAAGAUGUCCAUUUGCUGAUUACGAAUUGUUUAAAAAACGAUUUGAACAGCUCGACGCAGUUCGUGGUGGGCUUAGCGCUGUGCACACUGGGCGCCAUCGCAUCGCCGGAAAUGGCACGUGACCUGGCCAGCGAGGUGGAGCGUCUGAUGAAGUCGCCCAACACGUACAUCCGCAAGAAGGCGACACUGUGUGCAUUCCGAGUCAUUCGCCGUGUGCCCGAACUGAUGGAGAUCUUUCUGCCGGCCACACGUUCGCUGCUCAGCGAGAAGAAUCACGGCAUCCUGAUUACCGGCGUCACGCUCAUCACGGAGAUGUGCGAGAACAGUUCGGAUACGUUGAUGCAUUUCAAAAAGGAUAGCGGAAAUCGAGAGAUCGUACCGAAUCUGGUGCGGAUCCUAAAGAACCUCAUCCUGGGCGGCUACUCACCUGAGCACGAUGUCAGCGGCGUCAGCGAUCCGUUCCUGCAGGUGAAAAUCCUGCGUCUAUUACGCAUACUCGGCCAUAAUGAUCCGGAUGCCUCAGAAGCCAUGAACGAUAUAUUGGCACAGGUGGCCACCAAUACGGAGACCAGCAAGAAUGUUGGCAACACCAUUCUCUAUGAGACAGUGCUAUCCAUAAUGGAUAUACGUUCGGAGGGCGGCCUGCGCGUCUUGGCUGUGAAUAUCCUGGGACGCUUUCUACUCAACUCGGACAAGAAUAUACGCUAUGUGGCGCUGAAUACACUGCUGCGAACGGUGCACGCCGAUACGUCCGCUGUGCAGCGGCAUCGCACCACCAUAUUGGAGUGCCUCAAGGAUCCAGAUGUGUCGAUCAGGCGACGUGCGAUGGAGCUAUCUUUUGCGCUAAUCAAUGCACAAAAUAUACGUACAAUGACGAAAGAGCUAUUGCUGUUCCUCGAGAAGGCCGACGCUGAAUUCAAGGCGCAAUGCAGCUCUGGCAUGAUAUUGGCUGCCGAACGCUAUUCGCCCAAUUCACGCUGGCAUCUCGACACGCAGCUGAGCGUCUUGAUAGCUGCUGGCAAUUAUGUGCGUGACGAUGUUGUCUCAUCGACCAUACAGCUGGUGUCCAGCAGUCCCGUGCCAGAGCAGACAUAUAUCACGAAUCGGUUCUGGGAAUCGCUGCAGGUGCCCAAUCACUGUGAGGACAAGCAGCCGUUGCUGCAGGUUGCCGUCUGGGCCAUAGGCGAGUACGGCGAUCUGUUCAUGUACGGCGCGAAUGAGGAUGAGUUCGAGCGUCCAACGGAGAGCGAUCUGAUCGCUGUGUAUCAUAAGUUUUUAACCUCUGCUCAAGUGUCGACAACAAGCAAGCAAUAUGCGCUCGUCUCUUUGGCCAAGUUGAGCACGCGCCUGCAGCAGUGCGUGGAAGAGAUCCAGGCAUUGAUUACCUCGUUUGGCAGCCAUCUGAAUGUGGAUCUGCAGCAACGCGGCGUAGAGUUCACACAACUCUUUGGCAGCUAUAAGCACCUGCGUCCGCCCCUGCUGGAAAAGAUGCCCGCCAUGCAAAUCAGUCGUAUUAGUUCACAGAAUGGCGAGAGCGGCGGCUCCUUCGAUGACAAUAGUCCGGACGUUAUCGAGAAUGGCAUCGAGAUUGGCGGCAACAGUACGCAUCCUAUAAUCGAAAGCAAUAUGAACACAAUGGGGGACAAUACGAAUAUCCUGCUGGACUUAUUGGGGAGCACGGAUCUGUCGGCGGGCGCCAACGAUUUGGCCAUGGCAACAGACCUAUCGAAUGCGGUGCAUAAAAAGAAUACGCGAAAUGCAAACAACGAUGAGCCGGUGUCGAACAAUCAGGAUCUGCUCGACUUGCUCGACCUGGACAUGUCAGCGCCAACUGCAACGCCCGUCAUGGGCGUGAAUCUGGGAAGUGAUCAUAGCAGCGCCGCCAAUAUGAACAAUAUGCUCGGCGGACUCGAUCUGGGCGGCUUCGGUGGCAUCGACUCCAUGCCCAAUAGCAUGCCCACAAACGGUAACGAUCUAUCGAGCAUGCUGGGUGGCCUUAACGUUGGAGGCGGUGCGCCAUCCCACGCAAUGCCGUCCAUUGGCGGUGAUAUUAACCGCGGCAGCCUGCUGGGUGAACUGAAUCCGACGACGGCCUCUAACAAUGUGUCAGUGCCUCCAAAGGAUCCCAAGCUAACGGCGCUGGACAAGAACGGACUGCUGGUGCAGCUGGUGCCAGUGCCGGGCAGUGACUGCAUGAAAAUAUUUAUGACAACCACAAAUAGCUCAGACAAUACAUUGGAGCAGUAUUUGCUGCAGGCGGCCGUGCAGAAGAGUUUUAAACUGCAAAUGCUGACGCCGUCGGGCUCGGUGCUGCCUCCAGGUGGCGUCAUCACGCAGGAAAUGCGAGUUGUUGCUACGUCCAAUGCUGUGCUACGCAUGCGUCUACGAAUUCAAUAUACGAUCGAUGGUCAGCAGGUCGUGGAGCAGACGGAGGUUAGCGGCUUUCCGGAACAGCAGCCAUCGCAUGAAUAAAUAUGCUUUAAAGCAAGCGUAGCGAGCGUUUAAGCUAAAAGUCUAAAGACAACACAAACAAACACACACACACAUAUAUACAUACAUACCGAACACAGCUAAAUACAGAGGUUGCCACACGCAUAUAUUGUAAAAUAAGUUAAAACAACUACACACACACACACACACCCAGGCAAACACCUAUACCAAUACACUAACACUCAUUCACUCAUCUGAAGAAAGGAAACCCAGCGGAGUCCGCGUGCGUGGAGCAUCGUUGAGAAUAUCAGCAAGGCACAGUGUUGCCAGACUUCAAAAACAUAUGGGCAUCAUGUGCGAAAGUAUCCAGUUGCUUUAAAAAAGAAACGCAAAAAAUAAUUUAUAUUUGAUAUAUGUAUAUAUACAUAUAUAUCUAUAUAUAUAUAUUUAUAUAUACAUAUGUAUACCUAUUCCCUUGAUUUUUUAUAAUUGUUUUUUUUUUCUGUUAUUUUUUUUUUUUUUGCGUCAAAAACCAAGUUUGAUAAAUGUCCGCGAUGCGUGUAAGCAUUUCUUGAUUAGUACUAUUUAACAUGAUUAUGAUAAUAAUUAUGAUUUGAUUUUUUAAAAUUGUGUGUGUAAUUGGUUUGUGUAAAAGACAACAUUCAGUUUUAAUGUAAGACAAUAAAGUCAUUAAACAGCGUCAAGCUAAAUUAUAUAGCCACUACACUAAAUUGUAAAUUAAAACAAUUAACAAACACAGCAAAUGUAUUUUAUGAUACGUUAGCAAAACAAACUCAAAAAGAAAACGAAACAAAAAAAAAGAACAUCAAAAUAGCAACUAAAAUGUGACAAAUUGUGUAUAGCAAAUGAAAACAAAGAGAAGAAAACGGAGCGCAUUUAUUGAAGCUUAGCAUUUGCCAAUUGGAAGCAGUUUAUCGAUAGUGUCAAUCGAUCGUUAUACACGUUUUUCGAUGAUGGACAGAGCUCAUAGUUAUUAUUAUAAAAACAAAAGCAAAAAAAAAAAAAAAAGGAAACUUAAUUUGUUAUACUUAUGUAUGUAUGUAAUAUGCAUUAAACAAUAUUUUUUUUUUAUUGAAACUAAUGAAGGCUCCAGGCGCUGGCAGCGUGCUAGCACAGUUCACAGGAUUGGGCUGCACGCUGUGACGUCACACAAUGGCCGGUGACACGAACACAUAAACAUAAACACACACACACACACACACACACACAAAUACACACUAGCGCAGUGUUGGAAGCCGACACAUUAAGCUCAGCACACCGUGUGGCCUACAUUUCCACGAACUAUCUAUCACUCGAUAAAUUGUUAUUUCCUGUGCGCACGUACUUAAAAACGAUUCAACAGAUAACUGCAGCAGCAAAGAAGAAACUGAAACAGCAGGCAGCACUGUGGAAAACUAGAUAAUUAUAAUAUAUAUAUUACUAAAAAGGGAAAACAAAACAAAUUUCAACAAAAAAAAAAAAAAAAAAAAGUAUAUAACACUUAGUUGCGGGUCAAUGCGCAUUAUGUUUAAAUAUUUUUCGGGGGGUAAUUGAAAAAACAGAUAAA